This is a messenger RNA of Rodentolepis nana, 204 nucleotides long. NCBI's taxonomy places the organism in Eukaryota, Metazoa, Platyhelminthes, Cestoda, Cyclophyllidea, Hymenolepididae. The record is from the annotation of a GenBank genome assembly.
UUACUCCUUUACCACUAUUUUAUAAUUAGGAAUGUGAUUAGAUGCUGGGCUCGUUCUGCCUUUUAUUCUGAUAAGUUUGGUCCUAAAAGUGACGAGGAGGAAUUGGAGAAUUUAGUGAAGUGGAGUAGUCUGGAUGCAUUAUUUGAUAUUGAAGCAUGUAUAAAGGGCAGACUCAAUGAAUACGCCAUUGCCUAUAAAGAUUGA